ACAAACGCUUUGAGUAAACGUCAAAAAUCUCCAAAUAAUGUAAACAUGGCCUCGCAACGCAGUCACGGUGUAGAAAGAGUUUUAUCAAAAUUGGAGUCAUCAAUAAAUUCCGGAAACUAUUAUGAAGCUCAUCAAAUGUAUAGAACUUUAUAUUUCAGAUACUUGGGGCAAAGAAAGUAUCCCGAGUUAUUGAAAUUACUUUAUAAAGGAUGCCUAUUGCUCACACAACAUAAUCAGUUCACAAGUGGAGCUGAUUUGGGAAUUUUGUACAUUGAUGUAUUAACAAAAGCUGUGCCGAAUCCUUCGGAAUGUUAUUUUAAAGAAAUUGUAAAUUUACUUAGUGUAAUGAGUCCAUCGACACCGGAGAGAGAAACAUUCGUUCACGAAGCACUUCGAUGGAGUGCCAAAGGCACAAAUUAUAAAACAGGACAUCCUGAUUUACAUCAAAAGAUAGCUGAAGUUUUUUGGAAUGAAAAAAACUAUUACUUGGCUAGGCAACACUUUUUAUGCAGUAAAGACGGUUCUGGAUAUGCCUCUAUGCUAGUCGAACUUCAUUUGGAAAAAGGAUAUUUUAGAGAGAUUGAUCUCUUUAUAGCCCAAGCAGUUUUACAAUAUCUUUGUCUAUCAAACAAAGCGACAGCACAGGAAGUUUUUGAUUUAUAUACUUUACGACAUCCUCGAAUAGAAGGGCCUCCUUAUAUAUAUCCUUUGCUGAACUUUUUAUUUUUUCUACUAAAAACAAUUGACUCAGGAAAAGUAGCCGUUUUUACAAUUCUCUGCAAACAAUAUCGAAUAUGUAUUAGUAGAGAUCCAAGUUAUGAGCAAUAUUUGGAUAAAAUAGGACAACUUUUUUUCAAUGUUGCACCGGCUCGACCACGAAAUCAGGGAAUUUUUGGUUCUCUACUUCAGUCAUUUUUUGAUGGACUUGGCGACGAGGAGUUUAAUGUAGAAGAACAGAAUGCAGCAUCUACCUCUCAAGCUGGUCAAGAAUUAGACUGAUUGAUAGCGUAUCACAUGUGCGCUGCUUGAAUGUAAGUGAGUUGAACAUAAAAGAAAAACAAAAAAUGAAAUGUACCUUCAUACGCCCCAGAUACUUUCAGCAAAGUGCACUUAUGACAUAAAAAAAGAAAACUAAAUAAUUGUUUUAGAUGCUGGAACUAUCUUAAGAACGAUUAUCAUUUUUAUAAACAACGUCAGUGUGCAAAAAAAAAAAAAAAAAAAAAAAAAAAACAGUAAAAAUGUGAACGUACCUGGGGCAGAGUAUCGUAGAAAAAAACAAACAAUUUUUUAACAAAUCGCGUGGUUUAAUUUUAAAGGAAUGCGUAAUAAUUUUCAAAAACUCAUUAUUCUGAAUUAAAAUCGGUUUUAAUGAAUUUUGGAAAAUUAUCAUGAAUCCCUUUUUUACCUAGUUUCUGUAAGUUACAUUGACGUCCCCAUAUCCUUUACUGGAAGUUUUUUUUUUUAACAAAAGGUUAUCUAUUAUUUCAAGAUAACUAAUUAUAUUAUGAUAUUUGAAAAUAUCUCUUUUUUUUUGCCCCCAACUCCCUGCAAAAUAGAAGAAAUAUUCUAAUCAUCAAAAAAGUAAUAUUAUUUAACAAUUUAUUCUUCGCCUCGCAUAAAAUUUUUUUUGAAUAUUUUAAAUAGUGAUGCCAAAGAAUUAAUUUGAAAAUCAGACAUUAAAAAGUUUUGCUAUUCUUUUUUUUAAAUAUGAGAAGAAUUUACUUCAAGUUAUCUUCCGAAUGAAAAAUUCUUUGCUUUAAUACAUGACAGUAAUCACGAAACUUCCGUAAAAAAAUAUAAACGUCCUGUUCUUAAAAUUUUGUGCAAAACUCAAUGAAUUUUUUUUUUUUUUUAAAAGUUGUUUCAUCAACUACAUGUGUAAUAUAUAUAUAAAUUUAUAUGAUAAUUGCCAGAUUGCACGUAUAAUCUUUUUUACAUGAGCCUUACGGCAAAUCCAAGAAUGCAACUUACAAAACAACGUUAAAUAGUAUAUAUAUAUUAAAACAUUUUAGUAUGUGCAAAAAGAAAUUUUGCGCUAUUAUGAAUUUAGGGCGCAUCAAUUUUUUAAAAUAGUUCCCCCUUUAUAAGUUCUUUUUUCUUUUUUUUAAGACUCUCUUACAUCAGAAUUGUUUACAUAUACUAAUAUAGUUUAGAUGAGAGAAAAAAAAUCGUUAUUUUACAUAUGCUGAAUUGUAACAAAUAAACAUAACGCAGCUAUUAUGUAAAGAACAAUCACCUCUUGCUAUUAAUGAAUCGUAAUAUUGUAAUAUUUUAAUGACCGAUAGAACGACGUAUUUAUUAACUGCCACUGACUUGAAUUACUCUUAUAUAGGCAAAGAAUAGAAAAUAAACUGUGGCCAUUAUUUAUGUUUUUAAACUUUGCAAUAUUUGUUUAAUUUGAGUGAUUAAUACUGAUUAUUAAAGAAAGAAAAAUUAAACUCGAAGAGUAUUUUAUUAGAAAUAUUAAAUUCUCUUUAUAUUAUGAAUUACAAAUUUAUUAUUUUUUUUUUAAAGGCAAUUUUCGUAGAAAAUGGGUAUAGUAUAAUUGUGUUGAUUUUAAUGAGAAAUCUAUUUCAAAAAAAACUGCAAUGUAUUUUUAGUUAAAAAAGAAAUGAUCUCGAUAUAAGUUGAAAUAAUUUUCUAAUGGGAAUAAAAAAAUGAUAAAAUUGA
Molecule: messenger RNA, 2670 nt
Organism: Leptopilina boulardi
Lineage: Eukaryota; Metazoa; Arthropoda; Insecta; Hymenoptera; Figitidae
Product: Golgi to ER traffic protein 4 homolog
Exons: 6
Coding region: 46-999 (317 amino acids)
Biological process (GO): protein insertion into ER membrane
Cellular component (GO): BAT3 complex; cytosol
Molecular function (GO): protein binding
Source: RefSeq, a predicted model, not a curated record